GCUUUCAUGUCCACCGUUUGCUGUGAAAAGGCAACUUUGUCGAUUGCGAUCUCUUCAGCGUUUGCCGCGGUCAGACAACUUCAGCGAUUUCUCUUUCAAUCACUCAGGUCUGUUCAUCAAGUUGUCUUCUUGAAUUUUGCAAGUUUUAGAUCUUCGCCAACUCUUUCUUUGACCCACUUCCCUUCCUCUGAUAUACUUUUAAAAAGUUUGAAAAUUAGACUGCACCUCUUGAAUUACCUUUCCAAUUCAAGACCAGGAGAUAGAUUUUUUAUUUUUAUUUUUAUUUUUAUUUUUAACCAAGAGAUAGUUUGGAAGCAAAGGAAAUAUGCCUGCCUUUGUUUCCCUUGUCCUGUUGUCCAAACGUAGAUUAUAUAACAAAUGUUGCAUUCACCAGAAUAUCGGUAUUGCGUCUACGGGGAUUAGUGUAUUGGUCAGCCUAUUACAACUAAGAUUCCAAUCAGCGAAGCAACCCCCUUUCGAGACGCACAGGCUCCACUUCAUUGCAUUUUUCAUUGUCAUCCUCAUCUUUGCCGUAUUACUGCGAAUCGGAAUCAAACUCGAAGCUACCGGUUCAGGCUGCCCAGCGAUUUUGAGCACGGUCUGCCUCUCCAUCGGAUAUCUGAGUCUAAUCCCGCUGCUUUGGAUCAUCGAGCCUUUUAUUGGAUGGACGGCACUUAUCGUAUGGUUCUUCUUCUUUGUAAAGUGCGGUUGCGAAUCCUACGAAGAGCUGCGGGAUUCAAUUGUGGCUGCAGUUGGGCGUGCGACUAGCUUUCUGAAAGCCCUAUUCAACCGCAGUCGCAAUCAGAACGAAGAAGCAAACAUAUCUACUAAUGUUUAAGCCAAGGCGGUGUUCAAAAAGCUGCAGAUUGACAGAAUUAAGAGGUGUUGCUCAGUUCAUUUUGGAUUUCACCAUUCUGUUGCUCAUUGCUAUCUGGGUUAAUUCGGAGUUUGGAUGCUGAUCGAAUCUGGACGUGCCUUUAAUUCCACUUGAAAACGGGGUUAUGUUGUGCUGAUCAGGAAAGAAAAAAAAAAAAAAAAAAAAAAAAGAAAGAAAAAAAAAGAAGAAAAAAAAAUUGAAAAAAAGAAGAAAGAAGAAGGGCGUCACGUUGCCCUACUGCUUUUAAUUUGGAUUGGUUUUCCUUUUUGUACAGUCAAGUCAACAACCGGUGUGCGCUUUGACGUUGAUUUGUUGAUAGUAAUGGUAAUAGUAAUUAGUAAUGGUUUUGGUUUUCAUUUUUGUAUAUUCAAGUUUCUUUUAAGUAUUCAAAAAGCAGCAUUUUUCAUAAAAAGGAAAGGUUUUAAAUUUAAGAGAGAAAAAUGUAAUUAUACCAACCCACAGACCUGAAACGAAAAUGAAAAUGCAUCACAAAGCAAUUGACAGUCAAGCAUGUACUCUCUGCAUUCCUAUUUAUUUACUCGGACUAACUAGUUUUUAACCAUCUUUUCAUUGCACGUAACUUUAGUCAAUACUUU
Rubroshorea leprosula is the source of this 1473-nucleotide messenger RNA. The record is from the annotation of a GenBank genome assembly. Lineage: Eukaryota; Viridiplantae; Streptophyta; Magnoliopsida; Malvales; Dipterocarpaceae.